Messenger RNA from Psylliodes chrysocephalus, 1270 nucleotides. The record is from the annotation of a GenBank genome assembly. NCBI's taxonomy places the organism in Eukaryota, Metazoa, Arthropoda, Insecta, Coleoptera, Chrysomelidae.
UCAAAAUAUCCAAAACUUUUGCUUACGAUUGUACACACAGGUUGAUAUUAUGAAGGUUGUUGUUUACCACUUCUUGAAGACCUUCUGAAUUGAUUGCCUCGUAGCGGUAAAAUUAUUAAAAAUCGUACGUGGUAGACUUAAAAAUAAUGUCAAUUCUUGUGUCAAAAAUUAGUACAAAAGAUCUUUUGAUAACUGAUCGUGAAAACAUUAGAAAAAAAUGGGGUAAGACUAAAGCGGACGUUGAUGGAGACAUUAAAAUUAUAAGAGAUUGGUUAACAACACAGCCUCAUCUGCCAGAGAUACCAAGUGACAACAUGAUUGAAUUCUUCUUAACAAAUUGUAAAUAUAGUAUAGAAAAAACCAAACAAAAUUUGGAUAUGUACUAUACAAUCAGAGAUAUGUUACCGUACAUAUACAGAGGGAAAAAUCCAAAUUCAGCUUCUGAUAUGGAUGUAGUCUACAAUACAGGGGAUAUUAUUUAUCUCCCAAAAUUAACACCAGAGCUCUACAGAAUAUGUUUGGCAACAUUUAAUGAUACUGAUUUUGAAAAUAUUGACAGUAGAAGACUUUUUAUACAUCUUCUAGCUAAUACUUACGAAGUAAGAAUACAUGAAGACCUAGCGAUGGGAGAUAUUUAUAUUAUCGAUUUCACUAACUUAAAAUUUAGAGCUGUUACUACAACGACACCUAUGUUAUUAAAACAUUAUGUAUAUAUUUUGGAGAAAGUAAUGAGUAACCGAAUGAAACAGUUACAUUUUUUGAAACCACCUUCAUUUAUAAGCAAUCUCUUAGCAAUAGUCAAGAAUUUUUUGAGUGCCAAACUGAGAGAGAGGGUAAUUACACACAAAUCUGUAGAAAGCAUUUUGAAGUACGUUCCACUAGAACUCCUUCCUACAGACUACGGCGGAGAAGAAAAAUCUAUUAAAGAACUUGCAGAAUUAUGGAAAGAGAAGAUGGUAGAAUAUAAGGAUCGUUUUGAGUUUUUGGACACAAUGAAAGUAAAUGAAGAUCUUCGUCCAGAAAAACUAAAAAAUGAUGAACUUUUGGGAUAUCAUGGAAACUUUAAAAAGUUGGAUGUUGAUUAAUACGAGACAUAACAUCACCCACCAUAAUAUAAACAGCUACUUACUCUAUUCGUCUUAGGAAUAUUAUGUAUAAUAAAUAAAUUAAUAAGUCAUAUGGUUUUCCACAUAUUCCAAAAUUAUGACGUAAUAACGAAUUAUAAAAUAGUAUAUUCUGUAACAAAGUUAGAAUAAAAAUUUGAUACGAG